AUGGCAGAGAAAUCGAUACAGGAAAAUUCUCCAAAGACCUCUGACCUCGAAAAGAUCGCGUCGUCGCGGGAUCACCACAAGUCGCGGCUAGACCAGUUCCCGGAUCCAGAUGAAGGGCUCAGCGAGGAAGAGAGGGCGAAGAUUGACCGCGCCCUUCUCUGGAAGCUCGACUUGCGGUUAGUCCCCUGGCUGAGUCUGCUCUAUCUUGUUUCCUUCCUGGACCGAACCAACAUCGGCAAUGCGAAGCUCGACAAUCUACAGGAGGACCUUUCAAUGUCCGAUAACCAAUACAACUCCUCGCUCACCAUUUUCUUCGUCUCGUAUGCGGUCUUUGAGCCUCUGACCAAUAUCCUGCUUAAGCGGCUGCGACCUAGCGUGUUCAUUCCCAUCAUUAUGGUCUUAUGGGGCAUUUGCAUGAUGAGUAUGGGUUUCGUUCACAACUGGUCUGGUCUAAUGGCUGCGCGCUGGUUCCUCGGCCUCACAGAAGCCGGCCUCUUCCCCGGCGUCGGCUAUUUCCUGUCAUGUUGGUACAAGCGCUCGGAGUUCGGCGUGCGCAUGGCAAUCUUCUUCUCUGCCGCUGCCUUGGCCGGCUCGUUCGGUGGCCUUCUCGCAACUGCAAUCGUGCAGAUGGAUGGUGUAGGCGGCAAAGAAGGAUGGGCCUGGAUAUUUAUCCUGGAAGGCCUUGCGACAAUCGUUAUCGGUGUUGCAUCGUUCUGGAUGGUCUAUGACUUCCCCGACGAGGCGAAGUUCUUGUCGGAAGAUGAUCGGAAGCGAGUGCUAAGACGGUUGGCAGAGGAUCAGCAGGCGAGUGCUGAGCAUGAGGAGUUCAAGAUGACGUAUUUCUGGAACAGUCUCAAGGACUGGAAGACUUAUACCGGGAUGAUGAUCUAUAUGGGUGCCGAUGGCUGUCUCUAUGCCUUCUCGCUGUUCGUGCCGACUAUCAUCAACCAAAUGGGCUACUCCGGUAUUCGCUCACAGCUCCUCAGCGUGCCACCUUACGCGGCCGCCGCAGUCCUCACAGUCGCUGUCGGAUUUAUCGCCGACCGCACCCGCCAGCGCGGAAUAUGCAAUAUGCUCGUCUCGCUCCUCGGCAUAACCGGCUUCGCGAUGCUGCUCGGCGCAAAGACCCCCGGCGCUAAAUACGCGGGGACAUUCCUAGGCGCGAUGGGCAUAUACCCCGCCAUCUCAAACACGAUUUCGUGGACAAGCAACAAUGUCGAAGGUGUGUACAAGCGCGGCGUCACUCUCGGCUUCGUAAUCGGAUGGGGAAACCUGAACGGGAUCGUCUCGUCGAACAUCUACCGCGGCGAUGAUGCGCCGGAGUUUUAUCCGGGUCAUGGAACGGUCUUGGCAUACCUUGUUCUCUUCCAGUUUGGAGGUUCGCUGCUGCAGUAUAUCCUGCUGCGAAGGGAAAAUGCGAAGCGCAGACGCGGCGAGAGGGACCAUUGGGUUGAAGGGAUGAAUCAGGUGGAGAUCCGCGCCUUGGGCGAUAAGAGGCCGGAUUUUAUUUAUACGCUUUGA
This is a messenger RNA of Aspergillus mulundensis, 1521 nucleotides long. Its product is annotated as allantoate permease family MFS transporter. Lineage: Eukaryota; Fungi; Ascomycota; Eurotiomycetes; Eurotiales; Aspergillaceae. Gene Ontology annotation, cellular component: membrane. Gene Ontology annotation, molecular function: transmembrane transporter activity. The transcript has 8 exons. The coding region runs from base 1 to 1521 and encodes 506 amino acids. The record is from RefSeq and is a predicted model, not a curated record. Gene Ontology annotation, biological process: transmembrane transport.